AUAUAUAACCUGGCCUGAUAAUGCCUUGUCUGAUAUUCUGCAAUGUAUGUUUCCAGAAGCCCCAAGGAGCCAGUCUAAAUUUCAGCCUGACCAACUGCGGCCAUGUUAUCUGUGGGCAGUGUCUCCAGAAAGGUAAAAAAGAAGAGUGUAUGAUUUGCAGAGCUCCAUGUCGUACAAUAGUCCUUUCAAAAAAGGUGAAUUCAGAUAUCCAGUCACUCUUUAUGGGAUUAGAUGGGUUAUGCAGAAAAUAUUCCAAAGAAAUCACACAGAUUGCCCAGUUUCAAGAAAAACACAGAAGACAUCUAUUAACACAUUACAGAGAAAAGAUUACAAAACUGGAAGUGUAUCUUAAGAGAGCAUCACAACAAAUUCAGCAUAUACAACAAUUGCAACAUCGGAUUUCAUCAAAGGAGGUAGAAGUGCCACCUUCAGUAAGGAAAACUGAAACAGCAUCUGGCCCAACAAGGAUAUCACUGAUAAGUCCACCGCAGAAUGGACAUAUGGGUAGUGUUACAUGCAGAAGUUCUCAAUUAUCUGGAAUGACAUUUCAAAGAAACCCAGCAGGAUAUGUAAGAUCAUCUCCAUUAAAAAUGCUCAACAGUGGGAAUUCUUACAUGUCGCCUUUUGUAUCAUCGCAAAAUAGUAGAAAUCAUAUUCCAAAUACUAUUGGACAGAAAUCUACUCAGCAUUAUCAGUCCACAUCUGCAUCUUCACUCUCAUCUGGGAUAAAACACCCAAUCACUCUUGUUAACCUUUUACAAAGGCAGCAUUUAGGAGCUACUAAUCUUCCUGGAUAUUCAUUACAAAAAUAAAAUUACCUGCAACCUUCGUUAGAGAGGAAGAACUCAUCUAUUCUAUAUUUUAUUUUUUUAUAGAAAUAUACAAUGCAUACCAUUCUAAUACUUGAUCUGGUUUGAUUAAACACUA
Protobothrops mucrosquamatus (brown spotted pit viper) is the source of this 927-nucleotide messenger RNA. RefSeq names its product ring finger protein 212 (gene RNF212). The coding region runs from base 21 to 812 and encodes 263 amino acids. Gene Ontology annotation, molecular function: SUMO transferase activity. The record is from RefSeq and is a predicted model, not a curated record. NCBI's taxonomy places the organism in Eukaryota, Metazoa, Chordata, Lepidosauria, Squamata, Viperidae. Gene Ontology annotation, cellular component: synaptonemal complex. The transcript has 10 exons. Gene Ontology annotation, biological process: protein sumoylation; homologous chromosome pairing at meiosis; reciprocal meiotic recombination.